GACAGGGGACCGGGGGUUGAACCAUGAGAUCUCCAUACAGUGCCUCUCGCUUCGUGUCGCUCACCGACUUGCAGAUCUACGAUUUCCUCCGUCUUCCGGUCGUGAGAAGCUCUGAGAGUGGCUGAAGGCGAAGAGGCAAUGGGUGGCAGGUGCUUGGCGGUGUGCUCCCUGGUGUGUCUGCUCAUUUCGCUUUGCUCUCUGAACAGAGCUAGGUUGGACUGGGGGUUCUGGCGUCGCAGGUUGAGCAGUCCACAUGGGGGAGGGCACUGGAGGAAUUAUACCUGCAUUGCAUUGUGGGGUCCAAGACAUCCAAAGUCAGGUCAGCCGCCUAGGAUGGACCCCUGGAUCUAUGUGUAUGUGUGUAUUCUCUUCCGUUCGUCUCUUGUUCUUCCCGCGCCCCCAUUUCCAAAUUCCGAUGGUUUGUGGCCCCCGCAACACGAACAUUGGCCGGGUUGACCGUGGGCGGGAAUGAAGAUGGGAUGGGUGGUCAUGGAUAUUUCAAGAAACUGAUCAGUCAUCCAGCAGACGU
Messenger RNA from Colletotrichum godetiae, 529 nucleotides. RefSeq lists its product as uncharacterized. Lineage: Eukaryota; Fungi; Ascomycota; Sordariomycetes; Glomerellales; Glomerellaceae. The record is from RefSeq and is a predicted model, not a curated record. The transcript has a single exon. Bases 139 to 456 code for a protein of 105 amino acids.